GACACUUGGCUUCAUUGAGGAAACACUCAACGUGAGCGUUUCUCAGAGUCAGGAGUGCAGAUUAUCGUCGCCGGUCAGACGGUCAGAGACUGUUUGGCUGUUUGUCUGUCGGUGUUUUCUGGAUUCCUCGUCUCGUCCGUGUGUCGUUAUGUCACCGUCUGAGCUUCUGACCAGAGCAACUCGAUAAGAAACCCGGAAAAAUUAAGCAUGGACGCACACGUUGACUUACAGCAAAGAGACAACAGCACUUCAUCAGAAUCAACAGAUCCUCCCCCGAGGAUGACAAGACAACAGAUUCUCACUUUAAUAUCAAUGGCAUCUGUCAACUUCAGUUCAAUGAUUUGCUACUCAAUAUUAGGCCCAUUUUUCCCCACUGAGGCAAUAAAGAAAGGAGCCAGUCAGACUGUCAUUGGUCUCAUAUUUGGCUGCUACGCUGUCUGCAAUUUAAUUGGUUCAUUAAUACUGGGAAAAUAUAUUGUCCAAAUUGGCGCAAAGUUUAUGCUCAUUUCAGGACUUUUUGUGUCGUCAGGCUGCACCAUUCUGUUUGGAUUACUUGAUCGGGUUCCUGCAGGACCCACUUUCAUUAGUCUGUGCUUUAUAGUAAGGUCCGUUGACGCCGUGGGCUUUGCUGCUGCAAUGACCUCUUCUUUUGCCAUGACAGCAAAAAUAUUCCCAAACAAUGUGGCGACUGUUUUGGGUAGUUUGGAGAUUUUCACAGGCCUUGGUCUUAUUCUCGGCCCGCCAGUAGGAGGGUGGUUCUAUCAGUCAUUUGGAUAUGAAGCCCCUUUUAUGCUUCUUGGAUUUUUCCUGUUGAUUAUGGUGCCUUUCAACAUUUACAUCUUGCCAACCAUAGACGCAGACCCCUCGAAAGAUUCAUUCUUUCGGCUUCUCACUCACGUGAAAAUAUUACUGAUCUGCUAUGUGAUAUUCACUCUUAGUGCAGGUCUGGGCUUCUUGGAUGCCACGUUGUCCCUGUUUGCUAUUGAGAGGUUUAGCCUCUCACCCGGCUACGUGGGACUCAUCAUGCUUGGUUUGUCGUUACCAUACUGUCUGGCGUCACCGCUGAUGGGUUAUUUCACUGAUAAAUAUCCUGCCACUAGGAGUUGGUUCAUGGUGACAGGAAGUCUUGCCACAGCAGCCGGGUUCUGUUUGCUGGGUCCUGCUCCUUUCCUCCACACCCCGAGUCAGCUGUGGUUACUCGUCCUCAUGCUUGGAGUAAUUGGGUUUUCUCUGGGCAUGACUGCAAUCCCCACGUUCCCUGAGAUCAUCACAUGUGCAUAUGGACAAUCAUUUGAAGAAGGGCUUAGUACUCUUGGAAUGGUGUCGGGCCUGUUUGGUGCAGUUUGGUCCAUGGGGAUGUUUUAUGGCCCAAUAGUGGGUGGCCUUAUCACACAACAUCUGAGCUUUGAGUGGGCAGCUGCAGUCCAAGGAGGCUUGACAUUUCUGGCUGCCUUUCUCCUCGCUGUGUAUUAUGUCUUUCAACGACCUCAACAACAAAGUAUUCCAGAAGAUGGGAGACAAACAGAUGAAAGAACUCCUCUCCUGGAUGAAUGAGAGCCUCAGAAACACAUGCAAGGACGUCAGAUCUUAAUGUUUCAUCCGCUUAUUGGCGUCAGUCUUCAAGUUAAACUGUUUUAUUUUUACUUUUAUUAUUAAAUGUAUUAAUUUGUAACUCUUGUAAAAUAUAAAUUAUUGGGUUGCAGGGAUUGUAGCGAUUUUUACUUGGGUCAUGGAAACAUUUUGUUGCAUAUUUUCAUGUACUAGUUUUAUUAUGUUUUUAUGAAAUGUCAGAUUAUUUCAUACUGAGCAGUGUCUUCAAGCUGCACUUUGGAUGAAUGUAACAUGAAUCAAUAUGGUCAACCACUGGAAAUCACAGGACAUUUCAAGUCCAGGCCACAAGCCAAAUGUAUUAAUGAGCUUAGUUUUCUACAUCACGUGCCUUGGAUUUCAUGUUGAAGUUAAACAUGUCAAGAGGUGUCAAACACGUUCAUUGUUAUGUAAAGGAAAAUAACCUUGUUUAUAACAGUAACAAUCUUUGAAGCGAUGUAUUACACAGGUCAUGGUAUAGUUUAAUACAGAUCUCACUGCAAGUAGUGAUGCUGUAUGUUGAUGUGGAUUAUAAUUUUGAAAUAAAAAGACAUUUAUGUCCAUUUACAGGUAACUAAACUUUACUGACUCAAGUAAUUUUUUAAGUAAUAAUUUAUAGGUCAAGUACGACUGCAGAGGAGUGUGACUUUUCAAAUUCUUAACAUGGAAAAAGAG
This is a messenger RNA of Toxotes jaculatrix (banded archerfish), 2262 nucleotides long. RefSeq names its product solute carrier family 18 member B1 (gene slc18b1). NCBI's taxonomy places the organism in Eukaryota, Metazoa, Chordata, Actinopteri, Toxotidae. Gene Ontology annotation, molecular function: transmembrane transporter activity. The transcript has 14 exons. Gene Ontology annotation, biological process: transmembrane transport. The record is from RefSeq and is a predicted model, not a curated record. Bases 208 to 1554 code for a protein of 448 amino acids.